This is a messenger RNA of Closterium sp. Naga37s-1, 171 nucleotides long. Lineage: Eukaryota; Viridiplantae; Streptophyta; Zygnematophyceae; Desmidiales; Closteriaceae. The record is from the annotation of a GenBank genome assembly.
GCGACACGUGCAAGCCCUACUGCCGCGGUAGGUGUGAAGGCUGCAGGUGCAAGCAGCCCAGCAGCAGCAGCAGCCGCAGCAGCAGCUCCUUUCACCAUGAAGGGUGUUGUGGGAGAGAUGGGAGGAGAGGUGGAGGAAUGUGGUGAGCUGGAAUGGGGAGGCAUGGCAUGA